Hydatigera taeniaeformis is the source of this 399-nucleotide messenger RNA. NCBI's taxonomy places the organism in Eukaryota, Metazoa, Platyhelminthes, Cestoda, Cyclophyllidea, Taeniidae. The record is from the annotation of a GenBank genome assembly.
UCGGCUUUGGAGCGGGUGUUGUCAGUAGAUCAGUUGUCCGGGCAAAGUCGCUGUCUACAGGAGCAGAACGCAGUGGGAGUGGAAAAGGCGUUGCAAGACUGCGAGAAGCGCCUUCGCGAUGAGUACGAGACGAAGCUGGAGAAGAACUACCGUCUGAUUGAUGAGCUUAUUGCGGAGAAAAAGGCGCUUACAGAACAGUGUGACAAAUUGGUUGCUGACAUGCGCCAAAUCUCCGAAAAGGCGCUAGCCAAACAAAAGCUUAUGGAAGAGAACCACAAAGUCGAGCUGAAAAAAGCGGAGGCUAAGGCGGCUGCGGCAGAAAAGAUAAAGCGAGAGAGGUGGGAGGCGGCGAAAACAAAGUCUAUUAAGGUGAGCAAGUCCAUUGCGAUGCGCCAUUGA